GUCACUCAGCCGCGCCUGGCUCCGCCCCGCGCCUCUAGCCGGGCUCCUCACAAUGUGUCAUUAGCUGCGAGCGGCGGAAACGGCACCGAGCGCCACCGAGUGAUGGGGGAGGGCCCGCUGGCCCCCCGGGAGCCCUAAGAGCCGUGUGGCCCCUGCACAGCCCGCGCCCACCAUGUCCGGGAAGGACAAUCCGUGCAAGAAGUUCCAGGCCAACAUCUUCAACAAGAGCAAAUGCCAGAACUGCUUCAAGCCCCGGGAGUCCCACCUGCUGUCCGACGAGGACCUCAACCAGGCCAAGCCCAUAUACGGAGGAUGGCUGCUGCUGGCACCGGAGGGCACGGACUUCGACAAUCCAGUGCACAGGUCUCGGAAAUGGCAGAGACGGUUUUUCAUCCUCUACGAGCACGGCCUGCUGCGCUACGCGCUGGACGAGAUGCCCACCACGCUACCCCAGGGGACGAUAAACAUGAACCAAUGCACCGACGUAAUCGAUGGCGAAAACCGCACGGGGCAGAAGUACUCCCUCUGCAUCCUGACUCCAGAGGAGCAUUUUAUCCGGGCCGAGAACAAGGAGAUCAUUAACGGGUGGCUGGAGAUGUUAAUCGUUUAUCCGAAGACCAACAAACAGAACCAGAAAAAGAAGCGGAAAGUAGAACCCCCGACCCCGCAGGAGCCGGGGCCGGCCAAGAUGGCAGCAACCAGCACUGGGAUUCCCAGCGCAGAGAAGGUCCCGGCCACCAAAUCCACCCUGUGGCAGGAAGAGUCGCAGAGCAAAGAGACGCAGGAGAGCAGCAGCGGCGGCAGCAGCCCGGGGCAGAUGCCCUCGUCCCUGAGCGAGCCCAUGUCCGAAGGCAAAGCCGAUGGAGGUUUAGUGAACGGAGACCGAACCGACGGCGGACGCAAGACACGCGUGGAAAGCGGCUACUUUUCCCUGGAGAAAACCAAAGACUUGAAGAGCGAAGAGCAGUCGCCUCAAACGCCACCCUCGCCCUCCACCCCCGACGCACCGAGCAGGCGCUCUGUUGUCAUUGAGAAGUUUGAGGCUCUGGACAUUGAGAAGGCAGAGAGCAUGGAGACGAGCUGUCCGGCCGCCCCCAGCGGUGAAGCCCGCCAGGGCCGCAGCGAGAAGCGAUCCUUCCCCCGGAAACGGGACGAGUCCGGCGUCGGCUCCAUCCCUGAUGUUUCUGCCUCCUCUAUAUCCCCGUACCGCCGAGCAAAAUCCUUGGACCGCAGAUCCACCGAGUCGUCGAUGACGCCCGACUUGUUGAACUUCAAGAAGGGAUGGCUUACCAAGCAGUACCACGACGGGCAGUGGAAGAAGCACUGGUUUGUGCUCACGGACCAGACCCUGAGAUAUUACCGGGACUCCGUGGCGGAGGAGGCUGCCGACUUGGACGGAGAAAUUGACUUGUCCACUUGCCACGAUGUCACGGAGUAUCCGGUCCAGAGAAAUUACGGAUUCCAAAUCCACACUAAGGAGGGAGAGUUCACGCUGUCUGCAAUGACCUCGGGGAUCCGCAGAAACUGGAUUCAGACCAUCAUGAAGCAUGUGAGGCCCAGCACAGCCCCGGAUGUCACCAGCUCUCUGCCGGAGGAGAGAAGUAAGGUCUCCUCUUUCAGCCCCAGCUCUAUGCCCAUCGACAAGCUGGACUCCGCGGAACAUUCCGACGCCGACGUGGAACAGAAGAGAAGCCGGGCUCGGGAACGCAGAAGGGAAGGACGUUCAAAAACUUUCGACUGGGCAGAGUUUCGACCCAUGCAGCAGGCGUUGGCUCAGGAGAGGGCCCAAGCAGCUGAAGCCAUGAAGUCCAUCUCUUCGUACGACACUACGGAUUCUAACAGUGACCUGGGAGAGCUUGAGAGGGAGCGAGCGCGCAGGAGGGAGGAACGCAGGAAGAGGUUCGAGAGCUCGGACUCCGUGGAGGAGUCCACAGUGGAAGAUACUUCUCGCAUGGAGGUUGACAGGGGACUUGCGUCUGACUCCAUGGACAUUCGGCCAAAUGUCCAAGUGGAGAUAGAGCAGCGAUGGCAGCAAGUGGAGACCACCCCCUUGAGAGAAGAGAAGCAGAUUCCCAUAUCCCCUCUGCCUGCUGGCCCCCAAAAGCACCCCUCCGAGGACAUUGUUUCCCUAUUGGAGAAGCAGCUCGAGCAGAGUCAAAGGGAGGUUUCCGAUCUUCUAGCCGAGAACCUUGUUCUGCAGCAACGGCUGAAGGAAGCUCUGGAGCAGCAGCAGAGUGCGAGAGACGGAUAUGUGUUACAGGCCACCUGCGAGCGAGGCUUUGCAGCCAUGGAGGAGACGCACCAGAAGAAGUUAGAGGAUCUGCAGCGGCAGCACCAGAGAGAGCUGGAGAAACUCCGAGAAGAGAAGGACCGUUUGCUGGCUGAGGAGACGGCAGCAACCAUCUCAGCCAUCGAAGCCAUGAAGAACGCGCACAGGGAAGAGCUGGAGAGAGAGCUGGAGAAGAACCAGCGCUCCCAGAUCAGCAGCGUGAACGCGGACGUGGAGUCCCUGCGCAGGCAGUACCUGGAGGAAUUGCACUCCAUACAGAGGGAGCUGGAGGUGCUGUCUGAGCAGUACUCGCAGAAGUGCCUGGAGAACGCGCAUCUGGCUCAGGCACUGGAGGCCGAGCGCCAGGCCCUGCGGCAGUGCCAGCGCGAGAACCAAGAGCUCAACGCUCACAACCAGGAGCUAAAUAAUCGUCUGGCCUCUGAGAUCACCCGGCUGCGGACGCUGGUAACCGGAGAAGGAGGGGAGAUAUCGCCUCUUACACAGGGGAAAGAUGUCUACGAGUUGGAGGUUCUUUUGAGAGUGAAAGAGUCUGAAAUACAGUACCAGAAACAGGAGAUCAACUCGCUCAAGGAUGAACUGCAGACCGCGCUGAGGGACAAGAAAUACACCAGCGAUAAAUACAAGGAUAUCUACACAGAGCUGAGCAACGCGAAGGCCAAGGCAGAGUGCGACAUCAGCCGUUUGAAGGAGCAGCUGAAGGCGGCCGUGGAGAUGUUGGGAGACAAGUCCCCUGAGAGCGCGUCGGUGUCUGGAUAUGAUAUCAUGAAAUCAAAAAGUAACCCAGAUUUCCUGAAGAACGACCGUUCCAGCAUCAACCGACAGCUGCGGAACAUCAGGUCCAAGUCCGUAAUUGAGCAGGUCUCAUGGGAUAACUGAAAGAUUCCAGGUACCAGGUUCCCUGACAUAGCCUGAAGGAGGGGUUGACUGUCCAGGAGCGCCUCAAAAUAUUCGAAUCCCAAGACUUCAAAAAACACUAAAUUAGGGCCGUGCGUCCACCCCAGACGAAAGGCGGGAUGUGCGGCUAUGAACCCCCCCUGCGCCGGGGGCCCCUGCAGUGCAGCUCAUUGCAUGUUUUACAGCUUCAGAAUGUGCUAACCUUCCUGGCGUUAACAUGGUCUAAUCCUGUGGAACCCUACCUACUGCAUCGUGCCCCCCGUCCCCUGUUUUCUCUGAAGAGGACCAGGCGGUAACUUGGCUCCUCGUAUUAAUAGUUUUAAGUCUCAUUCAGGAUCAUCAGUAUUAAGGCACAGCCGCUGAUCAAUAAGCUAAUCAGGCGUGAAAAUGUUUGGAUCCUGGGGCCCCUGCUCAACCACCUCUGCAGCCCCCACUGGUGACGGAUGUCCAUGCGCAGCCCCACCAUAAACUGCCUGUACCUCGGGGGAGGAUGUGAACCACAGACGGGCAAAUGUGAUAGGAGAGCCCCCAAAUCCCGCUAGAGUCUCAACCUUUUCGGUGCAGCAGCUUUUAAAAUGACGAAACACAUCUGUGGCACUUUAAUAGGUUUAUGGACCAUGCAAUAGGGGUCCGCUCAUAGAACCGAGUAAAAAAUCACGCUUCCCACAAGAAAUAUAUGUAUAAUAUGUGUAUAGCUUUAUUUAAAAAUCAAGCUUAUUAAGUGAAAGAUAAUUAAGCCUCCGAUCAAAAAGUUCCAAGAUGCGCCCGAUCUUUAGAAUCAUCAUCGGGUCAGUGGUGGAUCGUCUUCUGCUGCCUUCAGGGUAACGUCUGCAGGGUUCUCUUCUUAAAAAGGGUUGAGAAUUCACAAAACGUUUUUACCGUCCGCCAAACCCUUGGUAAUAUAUAAUAUAAUAUAUAUUACUGUAAAUGGCAGUGCUUUUAAUCGCUAAACAGAGGGGGGGGGCAAGUCCUUUUUCACAAACCGUAACAUUUACCGCUUCAAAUUAAAAAAAAGAAAAGAACACUAAGAAGGCGAUAGUUCAUGUUAAUACUCGGAUUUGCUGUAAAAUUACAUUUUUCACGGAUAAUUUAAUACCGAGGCCUGAUAUGCUUAAACGUGCAUUAAACGCUCCUUUUUGUUAAUUAUUAGUGAUUUUAUAUAUUUUUUGGAGUUGGGGAAUUAACCCUUGUAGUUCUCUUUGUCAGGCAGUUUAAUGGCUGAUAAGAUUUCGGAUUAGGCUGUUACGAGCGGUCUUUCUGGGAUUACAGAGCAGCUUUGGAGGGAGAGAAAUUGCAGGUGAAUCGCUUUGUUUUGUGUAUGUUUAUGAUGUCAUUGUCCUGCGCGGAGUCCGAGGUAUAGUGACGGAAAGGAAGGUUUAUGUAUAAUUUUUUGUCAGUUUUAAGUAGGUAGUAGACUUUUUCCUCCCCUAUGGGAUGAAUUGUGUGCUCUGCAGGCCAGGAUCUGGCUGCCAUGAUGUUGGGAGAUAUUUUGUUGUGAAGAAACCCAGCAUUUAGCUCUUGGUGCCAGUCAAAGCCCCGGACUGAAGGAGGUUAAAUAUCCGCCAUAUGUUCCCUUUGGGGAUUGCGGCUUUUAACCCUUCAGCUGAUGAGGCGCCUGCCUUUUGAAACGUGUUUUACGGUAGAUGGUUAAUUUGGUUUUUGUUAAGUGCAGUUUGGUUAAAGAAGGUCCGACGAUAGGAGUGUGAGGAGAGAGGUGAUGGAGAGGAGCUUUUUACUCUCUCAAGGAGAGCUUGCAGCGAGCAUUAAAGCAGAGGCCUCGGUGAUCCAGUGUUUCGAAUGUAAUGUAUCAGGGCCGGUCUGUCUAACACGGCAUCUGAUAAUCUUACAUCACAGAUGUUAAUUCGGCAGCCCGGUACGCACAGGAACUAUACGCAUCUUUAAUGUUCGCCAAAAAUAGGAGCGUGUGAAUUACGGUUGUUUCCCUUUAAAGGCAGCCGCAGGAAACACACGGAUGUUACAGGAAGGGCAGGAGGUGAAUCCUCGGCUCGGUUGGUGCCGUAGAGGAUUUCAUCGGAUUGAAGCAAUUUAUCCAUACAGCCCCGCGCUUUACUUAUCCAGACCUGUGUAUAACGUGGGCUAUAACCUGAUACUUCAUUCCCAGAAACUAUCCGUCACUCGCCUGGAGAUGCGAAGAAAGUUUCACCAUAAUGCAAAUGAGCUAAUUUAAAUAUGGGGCUGUUAAUUUGCAUAAUGUGCCAGUAUUUUAAAACGGUUUGGCAGAGGCCUGAGCAUAAUAGGCUUGUACGUUUCCUAGCUUUAGUGACAUAGGGAAGAAUACUGUUUAGGACAUACAAGGCAGCCGUGCCCCCCUUACUCAGGACACGAGCGACAAUCCCCCAUUAUCUAGAGAGAGCGGGUUUAAGGUCCUGUCACGCCGACGCGUGUAUAUGAUAGUUAUGUAUUUAGGUAUGUGGUUCACAUCCUUCCCCGGAGAGACUGCGUUUUAAAACCAGCAAAAAAAAAAGGCGCGUUAAAACAUCGUAAGUUGAAACCUGUAUAGUAUUCAGAAAAACACUCUGUAAAUAUUUCUUAAUUCCUGAGAAUUGUGCAUUUUUUGUCAGACUUGUGUUUUUAACCUUCUCUGAAGCCUGAUGUUUAAUUUUCUUCUUAGAGCUUGUGGAUUGAGUGUAAUAUUUGCAGUUUGGUGCCCCUGUUAAGUGUCCUACUAUUUUAGCUCACAAUGUGAAUCAUGCCUUUUAUGCUCACAUGUAAUAUAUAUAUAAAUAUAAAAAUUCUGAGGAUUGUAUAAAGUCUGAGACCAGAA
This is a messenger RNA of Spea bombifrons (plains spadefoot toad), 5969 nucleotides long. RefSeq names its product myosin phosphatase Rho interacting protein (gene MPRIP). Gene Ontology annotation, molecular function: actin filament binding. The coding region runs from base 173 to 3166 and encodes 997 amino acids. Gene Ontology annotation, cellular component: actin cytoskeleton. Gene Ontology annotation, biological process: actin filament organization. The transcript has 24 exons. The record is from RefSeq and is a predicted model, not a curated record. NCBI's taxonomy places the organism in Eukaryota, Metazoa, Chordata, Amphibia, Anura, Pelobatidae.